AUGUUCUGGCAAGGUCCUUAUGAGGAGACGCCACCUUGGAAGAACUGGCCGGGCGCUCACCUCCCGAAGAGAGCGCACCCUCCCGGCACAACGUACAGCCAACGCGGUGUUCCUCAAUACCCACUUGGAACGACCUGCAAAGACCUGGGCGAGCGAGACCCAUACUUCCCACUCGAUUGGCGUCUUCUCCUCCUUACCUUGGUAACCUUCCUCCUCUACAUCGUCUGGCCUCUCUACGUGCUCAGACACCUCAUGCGUAAGAAGUCGAUCUAUGGCGACCAAGAGAUCUACGAGGCCAACCACGACAAGUUCAAGUAUGGCGAAAAGCCUGCCCAGCACGAUGGAAAGGAAAGCGCCGAGGAGUGA
This is a messenger RNA of Macroventuria anomochaeta, 366 nucleotides long. RefSeq lists its product as uncharacterized. The record is from RefSeq and is a predicted model, not a curated record. Lineage: Eukaryota; Fungi; Ascomycota; Dothideomycetes; Pleosporales; Didymellaceae. The coding region runs from base 1 to 366 and encodes 121 amino acids. The transcript has 2 exons.